AUGGUUGAUACUGCAGAUAGCAGACGUCUUGUGCGCUGUUCUGCUCUAAUUGCCCACGAACUAUCACGACUCCUCGACACUGCUGCUCUCAGUGAAGUUCAUCUCCAUGAGGAAGACAGCCUCAAAGAACAUGGUGAACUACCAUCAGAUCUCCAUUAUGCAGUCGUUAUCACCCUUUACAAGAAGAAAGGAGAAAAAUUGGACAGCUCAAAUUACCGUGGUAUUACUUUGCUCUCUACUGCUGGCAAAAUCCUUGCGAGGAUACUUUUGAACAGAUUAGUACCAGCUAUCUCAGAAGAACUUCUACCUGAAAGCCAAUGUGGUUUCAGAGCCCAUAGGAGUACCACAGACAUGGUAUUUGUCCUCAGACAGCUCCAAGAGAAGUGUAGGGCACAGAACAAAGGACUAUGUAACUUUGUUGACCUCACAAAAGCUUUUGACACUGUGAGCAGAAAAGGCCUGUGGCAGAUCUUGAAAUGAUUAGGAUGCCCUCCCAAGUUCCUCAAAAUGAUUAUCCUGUUACAUGAGGAUCAGCGUGGCCAAGUCAGAUAUGGCGAUGCACUCUCUGAGCCCUUCCCAGUAACCAAUGGUGUGAAACAAGGUUGCGUUCUUACACCAACUCUAUUCACAAUCUUCUUUAGCAUGAUGCUUCAAAGGGCCAUGGCAGACCUCGAUUAA
Molecule: messenger RNA, 678 nt
Organism: Mesitornis unicolor (brown roatelo)
Lineage: Eukaryota; Metazoa; Chordata; Aves; Mesitornithiformes; Mesitornithidae
Product: RNA-directed DNA polymerase from mobile element jockey-like
Exons: 2
Source: RefSeq, a predicted model, not a curated record